Messenger RNA from Melampsora larici-populina 98AG31, 747 nucleotides. Its product is annotated as amine oxidase. The annotation marks the transcript as partial. NCBI's taxonomy places the organism in Eukaryota, Fungi, Basidiomycota, Pucciniomycetes, Pucciniales, Melampsoraceae. The record is from RefSeq and is a predicted model, not a curated record. The transcript is spliced from 3 exons.
UGUACUGCCAACCACGCAGUGCUGCAUUCUGAUCCGAGCCUUAUGCCCAAAGAACGUAACUGUUGGACAGCUUGGAAUUAUUUGAUUCACGAUUCGGGAGAGGCCUAUGAGAAAGGUUCCUUGGAAGACACCGUUUGUCUGACUUACUGGAUGAAUCGGCUUCAGCCUGAUACGUUACCAGAGAGCGUGCACGGACCUGUGUUUGUCAGUCUCAACCCUCCCGAUAAUGCGAUCUUUCCUAAAGAUAUCAUCGGAAGGUGGACGUAUCAUCACCCUGUUUAUUCGGCCGAAAGUGUGGCGGCGCAGGAUAAGAUUUCAGAGAUCCAGACCAAAGGCAGGAUGAGCUUUGUAGGAGCCUGGACUGGCUACGGAUUUCACGAAGACGGAUUUCGGUCAGCGCUAAGACUGAUGACAGUCGGAGCAGGUGAGAAGGUGUUCGGGGUCAAGUGCCCAUUGGGAAUGGAUCCUCGGUUACCUUCGACAGAAUCUAGCCGUACGCCUCUGGCGGUACGCGUGAGCAUCGGAGUAGUCAAUUGGUUUGUAAAGAGGAUAUUUGGUAAGGAAAACAAUCAGGUACCCAAUCGGGCAAAAGCUAGCUAGGGUAAUGAGGAUCUCGAUUCCGCCCUCAUCAGUUUUAGUAUCUUGAAUACAUGAUGUUGUAAGACUAUAUUGUUGUAAGACGAUCUCGCCAAGUAAAGAAAUGAAGAUGAAUCGGAAGGUCAUAAUCUAGGGACCUGAGAAUCUUUG